CCUGUAGGCCAGCCCAACAGACAGCAGAACGAUGUGUUGUUAAGUCACACGAAGUCGACAACUGGGCAGGAUGUCUCUGAUACCACUUCUGCCCAUGCUAUUGCUACCAGCGGGCACAAUGCCUCAUCAUCUACAAGCACCAACAUUGCCAGUAGCAGUAGCAAUGUAGCUGGGCAAACUAAUCCUGUUGUCUCAACUACCCCUAGUGGUGGUGGAGUCAUUGGCAACGGUGGUAAUAAUAGUGGAUCAGAGCGAAAGGUCCUUGGUUCUGUUGCAACGUCGGCUUGCACCAAAAGCAACUCGAAUCCUCAACCCAUCUCAGGUCAGAUCCCCGCAGCUAACACCUCCACCUCGGGUUCAAGCGCCUCUGAGUCGACGAACCAGGGCAAUCCGACAGUCAAUUGUUGA
Molecule: messenger RNA, 408 nt
Organism: Protopolystoma xenopodis
Lineage: Eukaryota; Metazoa; Platyhelminthes; Monogenea; Polystomatidea; Polystomatidae
Source: the annotation of a GenBank genome assembly